Harmonia axyridis is the source of this 1751-nucleotide messenger RNA. Its product is annotated as UDP-glycosyltransferase UGT5-like. Lineage: Eukaryota; Metazoa; Arthropoda; Insecta; Coleoptera; Coccinellidae. Bases 162 to 1709 code for a protein of 515 amino acids. Gene Ontology annotation, molecular function: UDP-glycosyltransferase activity. The record is from RefSeq and is a predicted model, not a curated record. The transcript is spliced from 6 exons.
CUGAACGAAGUGAAAGCCACUUGAGAUGUAGACAAUCCGUGUUUAUCAAUUCCCUUUAUCUUAUCAAGUUGGGAAUUAUGUUUAUCAUCCUAGUCUGUUUCCUUCGGUAGAUAAUUCUACACGAUUCGUGAUCGAAACAUCAACACCAACAAAUUCAAGGUAUGAAGUUACCUCUUUUAUUGGUGACUAUUGCAGUCAUCUAUUUAUCUCAAGGUGUAGGAGGUUCAAAAAUCCUAGGAGUGUUUUGGACACCAAGCAAGAGUCAUCACAUCCUUGGCAGUGCUUUGCUUCAAGCAUUGGCCAAAAAAGGACACAAUGUAACGUUGCUAAGUCCAUUCAUUGACGAUGUUGAUAUACCGAACUUCAAACAGAUCAAAUUGACAGGAAUUGAGGGUUCCCUGACGCAAUUGAUUAACCCAAAAAGCAACAUUCUGAAGAAAACAAUCACCUUUGUCUCGUCCUUCGGCAAAAACACUGAGAAGUUUUGGAACAACAAACCCGUACAAGAUCUGAUCAAAUCAAGAGAUCACUAUGACGUCGUCCUAUCCCUGAAUUUCUUCAAUGAUGGACUAUUGGCACUUAACCAUCAUUUGGGAGCCCCUACCAUCAUUUUUCACCCUGCAGCUACUACGAGUGGGUCGAACAAAUACGUGGCAAAUCCAAAUUUGCCUUACUAUGAUAAUCCUUUCCUCAUCAAGGUUGGUCCGCAUACCAGUUUCUUUGCAAGGAUGAUGACAACUACGUUGACCGGGAUUGUGGCUUUAAUAGAUAUGUUUAUAAUGACUCCGGUACAACAAAGUAUAACACAGUCUUACCUUCCGACAUCUCCACCAAUAUUAGAGCUGAGGAAGAACAUUUCUUUGCUGAUGGUGAAUGCACAUACAAGUUUGGAACCUACAAGGCCCUAUGUACCCAAUAUGGUACAAAUUGGAGGUUUCUAUGCACAAACUACAAAGAAACUUCCAGACAACCUUCAGAAAUAUCUAGAUUCGGCAAAAGAUGGAGCUAUUCUCUUUAGUUUUGGUACUAAUAUGAAGAUUGCUGAAGUGGAAAAAGAUAAGCUUGAUGCCAUUAUGGAGGGUUUGAGGAAAAUUGCCCCCAUCAAGGUUUUGUUCAAAUCAGAAAUUGACUUGAAGGAUGCCCCGAAGAAUGUUUUGGUUUCCAAGUGGUUGCCACAAAAUGAUAUAUUAGCACAUCCAAAUAUAAAGGCUUUUAUUACCCAUGGUGGACUUGGAGGCAAUACUGAGGCUGUCUACCAUGGAGUACCAAUGAUAGGGAUUCCUCUUUUCGCCGACCAGAAGACUAACAUUGAAAACGCAGUCAAAUCAGGUUACGCUGUCAGGAUAUUUUAUGAAGACAUAAACCAGAAAACGGUCGAUGAAGCUUUGGAACAAAUCCUGAAGAAUCCUUCGUACACUGAAAAGGCUAAGAAGCGAUCUUCCUUGCUUAGGAAGCAACCUAUGAAUCCUAUGGAUAAGGCCAUCUGGUGGGUGGAACACAUUAUUGAACACAAAGGAGGUGAACAUUUGAGGAACUUGGGUAUGGACUUGGAAUGGUAUCAGUUGUAUAUGGUGGAUAUUAUGCUCUUCUAUCUCGUUGUUAUUGUGAUAAUGUUAACUACCUCUAUACUAUCGAUGAGAUGGAUAAUUAGAAAGCUAUUUUUCAAGAAUAAAAAUAAGACUAAAAAUAAGAAAUCGAAGAAAGAGUGAGAUAUAUAAUUGUGAAGUAUUGAAUAAAACUUUAAUUGAUAU